Molecule: messenger RNA, 525 nt
Organism: Aureobasidium uvarum
Lineage: Eukaryota; Fungi; Ascomycota; Dothideomycetes; Dothideales; Saccotheciaceae
Source: the annotation of a GenBank genome assembly
AUGAUUAUCGGUGGCGUUAACAUUGUCAGUCGCCAAAUCGUGCGAAACCUUCUCAAUGCAUCCCUUCAACAACAACCCUGCGGAGUAGACCUUACCCUCCGCUCCAUAUCCAACUGGACCUCUGCAGCCACCAUCGACUUCGACAAUACCCACCGUCGCGGCGCCAAAACUUCCAUCCUACCAUUUUGCUCACAAACACAUACUAUCACUCUCCAGCCUGGCGCAUAUCUGAUCGAUUUCAACGAGACUGUCAAGAUUCCUAGAGAUUGUAUGGGAAGUGUGUUUCCACGAUCGAGUCUGUGGAGGAGUGGGGUGAGUGUGUCGGCUGGAGUUGUGGAUGCUGGGUAUGAAGGUGCGAUGGGUGCGUUAUUGGAGGUAAAGAACCCUUGUGGAGUUGUCUUGUACAAGGACGCAAAGUUGGCACAACUUGUUUUGGAGCAGAUGGAGGGAGAGGUGGAGGGAUAUAGCGGGGUCUACCAAUCAUCAAUCAGUAGUGUUGGUGUCGAUGGUGCGAAAAUGAUGUGA